Meira miltonrushii is the source of this 2209-nucleotide messenger RNA. RefSeq lists its product as uncharacterized. NCBI's taxonomy places the organism in Eukaryota, Fungi, Basidiomycota, Exobasidiomycetes, Exobasidiales, Brachybasidiaceae. The record is from RefSeq and is a predicted model, not a curated record. The coding region runs from base 202 to 2160 and encodes 652 amino acids. The transcript has a single exon.
UGAUGAUAUGAGGAUAUAUAAAGAGCCACUCAUCGAUCUUACAAUGAGAUCCGACUUAACGAAUUUGAUUCAAACUUCCCUUUUUUCUCUACUUUGCACGCUUUGGUCGUGUAUUUUUUCUAUCUCUUUCCCAUUUCCUAUCACAUUGCCAGGAGCAAUACGAUCAAGCAAGUCUUGACUCGAUCACAACUACACCUCACAAUGAUUUCUGCAUUUCGUUUUACCAUGAUGGCUAUCUUCAUCUUUUUCACCUUGAUGGUGAUGAUCAAUGCUUUGCCAAUCGCAUCCACUGAAGCAUUAAAGUACUCCUUGCGUUUGAAGAGGUCAAGUUGGAGUAAACGACAAGACCUAGUUGACGUGAAAGGUUUGAUUAAAAGGGGUGUCAUUCAACCACCACUUUCGGAGAUUGCACCUUCUUAUUAUUUCGGUAAAAGGAGAUUCAAUCCAAUCGAUUAUCCACUCGCUGCAAAGAUUCUAAAACGAAAUGAAGAUCGUGGCGUUGCAGCUUCCAAUACAAAAGAUUUGCAGGUUGACAAAAGGGAUGAUUCAAGUGCCACAAAGACGAUUCCCACUGCUAAUAUCACCCCAGCAGCCGUUAAUCAUACUCCACCCGAGACAAAUGGUAGACCAGCAAUCAGUCCUGAUGAUGCAAAGAAAGGUGACGACGCAAAGAAGGGCGAUGAUGCAAAGCCAAACAGUAUCCCACUUCCAAACGGAGUUAGUCCUGCUUCUCAAGGAUUUUUAUUCUUACCCGUUUCAAAACCAAGUGAUGGUCCAAGUAAAUCAGGCGCAAGCUCUGGCGCAUCUUCUACUCCCGCUUCCCAAACAUUCUUUUUCAACAUCGCAUCCCCUGAUGGUGGCUCAGUUUCUAAGUUUGAAGUGAAUGGUGACGAUGGUAAACCGCUUUCAAGCCCAGGAGGAAAAGCAGGCAACAAUGAUGUUACAAAAAGUGCUCCACCCGCUGAUGAUAAAGGUCCAAAUUCCGAAAAGACCCGAAUCAUUUUCAAACCUUUAAAUGAUCCUGACACAAAUCCAAAUCAAUCAAAAUCUGCUCCCAAUCCAGUUGCAAAACCUUCCAGUACAAACGAUGAUGCUUCAACAAACACAAACAAGAAUGCCGGAAAUGAUGCCGUGACAAAAGGUGCUUCUGAUUCUCAUGCAGACGAUAAAUCUUCCAAUGAUAAAGGCGGCUCAAGCGAUGAAAAAGCACCAACUUCAUCUCAAUCUACCGUUGGUGCAAACGAGAAAAAGAACGAUUCAGGUGAUUCAUCCAAAUCAAAAGAGAACAAUAAUGGAGGAAACGGUGGACAAAAUGAAGGCGGCGAUCACAAAGAUGGCGGAGACGGUGGACAAAAGGGAGGAGGAGAUCACAAAGAUGAUAAUUCCGGAAAUCAGAACGGCAAGCAAGGUGGCGGAGGCGGAGGAGAUGAUUCUGGUAAAGCAAAAGGCAACCCGGGUGGCGGAAGCGGAGGAGAUGAUUCUAGUAAAGCAAAAGGUAACCAAGGUGGCGGGGAUAACUCUUCGAAGGCUUCAGAGAAAAAGUCAGGUGAUGGCGAUUCUGGUCAAGCUCCAAAAUUACAAGGUCAAAAUGGAUCCGGUAAUGGAAACAAUAAAGGGGAAGACGGAGCCAAGUCUGAUGCUUCCGAUAAAAAGACCAAUAAUGACGCAUCAGCACCUUCUCCAGCACCUGCCAAGCCAAACGGAUCUGGCAAAGAGGAUGACUAUUAUUUGUUCCCGGUCGAGCAGGAUAACAAGAUGGUCGAGUUGAACAAAGGUGAUAUGGUAGCAUAUGUCGAUCAUCCACAAUUAACUGCUUCAAAGGCGAAUGGGACAAAUGCAUCAAAGCGGAGUAUUAUAGCUACACAAAGACUUGUAGUACGCAAUGCUCCAUCUUCAGCAAUCACCAAGAGAACUUUCAACAGCGGCAUCACUCUGAGAAGAAGAGAAAUUAUUCGCACUGUCAAGCUGACUCGUAGAUUAUCACCACAACCAGCCAAGAUUAUCAUCAAACGAAGGGAACGUCAUGAUGAAAAACCAAUCCUUAUUCGAUCACUUUCACUCGCCUUGAAUCCAGUCAAACAUCUUUUAUCUCGGGCUACCUUGCAGCCAGGCAAAGUUGGCGCUACUCCCGCUUAUUGGCAAGGUCAACCUCUGGUUUAGGUUGACGGCCGUAGUUGUAGUAUCCUCUCAACAACAUUUUAUCUUUAAU